Chlamydomonas reinhardtii is the source of this 1932-nucleotide messenger RNA. RefSeq lists its product as uncharacterized. The coding region runs from base 91 to 1887 and encodes 598 amino acids. The record is from RefSeq and is a predicted model, not a curated record. The transcript is spliced from 6 exons. Lineage: Eukaryota; Viridiplantae; Chlorophyta; Chlorophyceae; Chlamydomonadales; Chlamydomonadaceae.
UGUAAAAUCACUCUGAAUCCGCAAUCCAGCGAACCUUUAAACACGGUUUCGUAACAUUGCUUUAUUGCUUUGCAUCUUUCCAAUAAAUACAUGGCGCCAAAGAAGGCGAAAGAGAAGCCCGGCUCGCUGCGCAGGGGCCCUCCACGCGCAUACGUUCGCGGCCUUCUCGGCGCGCCUGUUUAUGACAGCGACGAAGAUGAAGACUACCGUCCGAAUGUGCCUUCUCCACAGCGGCGCACUGGGCGAGCUGCGGCAGCAAGGUCAACUCCACGCAAGCGUCGGCGUUCUGAAAGCGAGCCGGAGGCCUCAGAUGAGAGCAGUGCGAGCAGCGGCAGUGACAGUGAUGACGAUGAAAAGGAGGAUGCAGGCAUGGAUGAGCCGCUAGCACGCAGGAGGCAGCGGGCACGGAGCGGCACUGUGGCAGCUGCGGCGGCGCAGCAGGCGUUGGCGCCAGUCAAGCGCCAGAGGCGUGCCGCGGCCAGCAGCAAAGGUGGCGAGAGCGACGCCGAUGACACGGCUGCUGGCGCUGCCGGUGCUGCUGGUCGAGGACGGGGCCGCGCGGCGGCAGCUGCGGCAGCGGCAGGGGGCGGCAGUGGGCACGGGGGCCGCAAACGCGGCGGCGCAGCUGCAGGUGGCAGCGGCCGCGGCGGCGGCAGCGGCGGAUCGGGACGAGGAGGAGCAGCAGGAGGAAGUGGAGGCUCAGCGGCUGCAUGCGGCGCGGUGCCGCGGGCGGCGGUGGGUGCGGCGGGAGCGGCGGCCUGGGUGCGGCCGGUGGGGCCGCCGCGGGACUGGGGCGGCCUGACGGCGCCGCUGCUGCGGGAGGUGCUGCUGUGGGCGUGCCGACAAGGAGCGCUGCCCACCGCCGGAGCUGUCGCCUGCGUCAACCGGCACUGGCGGGUGGUUUGUAGAGACCUGGAGGCAGACGCUCUGGCCGCCGCGCCCGCCUCUACCGCCGCCGCCAGCGCACUUGCGGCCCGCGCCGCCGCCGCCGCUGCAGCCGCACUGGGCGCAGCAGCCGUCGGCGGCCCACGGCAGGCUGUGACAUCAGCCACUGCCGAUGACAGCGUCGGCGGUGUCGGCGGGGCCAACGGUGCGCUGCCGGACGGCGCCGGCGGCGCUGCGGUUGGCGAGGGCGGGGCGGAUGAGAGCCCUGCUGGAGGCGGCGGCGGCGAAGAGGGUGGCGGAGAGGGGGGCAUGGUGGGGCUGUGGGGCUGCAUGAAUCUGCGGUCGCGGCCCGGCGUCAAGUUUAGCGAUGCGGUGAUGCGGCGAGGCCUGGCCAGCGGCAGGUGGAGGCAGGUUCGCUCGCUGUGUCUAGGCGGCGUGGAGCCGGCCGGCUUGUCGCCCGAGGGGCUGUUGGAGCUGCUGGGCGCCGGCUGCCCCGGGCUGACAUCGCUGGAGCUUAGCCAGUGCGACGGACUGGUCAAGUCUGACCUGCUGCGGCCCGCGCUGGCCUCCGGCCUGCCCCAGCUACAGCACCUGGACCUCAGCUACUGCGUGCUGUCCGGCCUGGACCGGAUACUGCAGGCCGCACUGGCGCCACGGCAGCUACUGCCGGCAGCAGCCACUGCCACAGCUGCUACAGCUACUGCCGGUGGUGCUGGGGGCGCUGGAGGUGGCGGGGGUGCUGCUGCUGGCCCAGUAGCAGGGGCGGAGGACGUGAUCGUGGUGGAGGACGAGGAGGCGGAGGCGGCAGGCGCUGCAGCGCCAGCAGCGGCUGCGUCAGGAGGAGCAGCCGCCGGCGGCGGGCGGUCGGGUUCAGCGGCGGCGGCGGCUGCGGGUGCGGCGGGAGCCUACGCACUGCCCUGCCCGCUGCGCGUGCUGCGGGCUCGAGAGUGUCCUCGUCUGGGCGUUGGCACGGUGCGUGGUGGGGCCGUGAUGGGCCGCUAGUCGUCACGGGGCGACUGGUGUGUAUGGCGCAUUACACGGUAGCCG